AUGUUUCGAGAACUUUGUCAUGAUAAUGAUGAAGAUUUUGAAAGAUUACUUUUGCAUACUGCAGUAAGGUGGCUUUCCAAAGGAAAGUGUUUGUAUCGUUUUUUUGCAUUAUUUGACUCUAUCAUUGAAUUUCUCGAUAAAAUUGAUCCUGUCUUAAAAGAAAAUUUGAAGCAACGAAAAAUUGAGAUUGGGUACCUCACAGAUAUUUUUGAAAAAAURAAUGAAGUCAAUUUGAAGCUUCAAGGGAAUAGGAUGAACUGUAUUAAAGCCAAAGGAAUAAUUUCCUCAUUCAUUUUUAAAUUAGAUCUKUACAGAACAAACAUAAAUCGUCAAGAAAUGAUUCAGUUUCCGAAUCUCAAGUCAUGUUCAGACGCAAAUGGUUUAAUUCCAGAAGACAAAAUUCUAAUUUUCACUGAUCAUAUUUUGCAGCUCAAAAAAGACAUGAAAUCAAGAUUUCAAGACCUACUUGAGUUACAAAUCUGUAAUUGGAUUUUAGAUCCAUUUUCUUUUGAAUCUGUGGAAGAUCUCGAACCUCAUUUACAAAUGGAAUUUAUCGAUCUUAAACACGACUGUGAGGCACAACUUGUUUUUAAGCAGRUCGGUUACGAGCUUGCCUGGAUCAAGCUUAAAGACACUUAUCCACAACUAUGGCAACAAGUUAAAUUGUUGCUUCUCUCUUUCCCGUCAACGUAUCUAGUUGAAAAAGGAUUCAGCGUUGUUGUUCAGCUUUUGACGAAACAAAGAAAUCGGUUGGACAUUUGCAACAAAGGUGAUCUACGUUUAGCUUUGACCAAUAUCAAACCAGACAUCGUUAAAUUAGCAGCUACUCAUCAGGCUCAGGGCAGUCAUUGA
This is a messenger RNA of Diuraphis noxia (Russian wheat aphid), 852 nucleotides long. Its product is annotated as protein ZBED8L-like. The record is from RefSeq and is a predicted model, not a curated record. NCBI's taxonomy places the organism in Eukaryota, Metazoa, Arthropoda, Insecta, Hemiptera, Aphididae.